UUCUGUCUUUUCUUUCUCCAUUUUCUGUUGCUGCGAUUCUUCAACUUUGUGCUGUGUCGGAUGGCAAAGGGUUGCUCCAACAACGAGUACGAAAAGGCUAGAAAACAAAGACUUGAAGAAAACAAGAAGAGGUUUGAGGAUUUGGGAAUUUCAAGGAUAUCAAAAAAUUUGACUGAAAUCACAAGUUCUGCAAAGAAGACACUGCAUCAUCUUCCUAAACUGAAACCAAAGAAGACAAAUGGUGAAGUGGAACCUAGGCGAUCUUCUCGUGUGCGAAACCCAGUUCCUUCAUACCGUGAAGAUGUGAGCAUAGAUCUUCCACCUUUGCGGAAGAGGUCGAGGUCAAAUUCUUCAACAUGGGGAAGUUACGUUGCCAGACCACUAGAUGAAAUCAAAGAAGCAACAGAAGAGGAAAGACUUCGUGCUCUGCAGGCUGCAGAGGCACUCCAAAUCAAUUUGAACUCUUCAAACCCAUCAUUUAUCAAGUCAAUGGUUCGGUCUCACGUUUAUAGCUGCUUUUGGUUGGGUCUUCCUUCUAAAUUUUGUGAGGAACAUCUUCCAAGAACCGUAUAUGGCAUGGUUUUAGAAGAUGAAAAUGGCUCAGAAUACGAGGCUGUUUACAUUGGCAACAGAAGUGGGAUUAGUGGUGGCUGGAGAGCAUUUGCAUUGGAUCAUAAACUGGAUGAUGGUGAUGCCCUUGUUUUUGAAUUGAUUGAAGGUUCAAGAUUUAAGAUUUAUAUUGUUAGAGCAUUUCCAGAUUCAGUUGAAGAAAAAGGAAUGGAUAUUUUAGAAAAAGAAGGAAAUAUGCAUGAAACCAAAGUAUCAAAAGCUGCCUGUAAUAUUGAAUCAGAAUCCAAGACAAAAAAACCAAAACAGGCAGCUGUGUAUAAAACUACGGAACCAGAGUUUUCUCAGGAGCAUCUGCCAGAUGGGGUAAAUCCAACUAAGAAAUCUAAAUCUUCCCAGAAAGAAAUGCAAAAGACAUCAAAAGGGAAAGUGCAAAUUAAAACCGACAAAUCCAAGGCGGCUGUAAAGCUUUCAAACAAGACAAGGAAGCGAAGACAAGGUAUUACAAAUGAAAUUGGUGACUUAGGCAAGUUAGAGAAGAAUGGGUUUGUUCAGGAUGCAGCUGAUUGCAAAUUGGAGAAACUUGAACUAAUUCAAGAAGCAACCAAAUGUGUGUCACAAAAAGCAAGAAAAAAACCAGCUCCAAAAUAUUUCAGAAAGAAAGCAUAAUCUUGGAGCUGAUGAGUGGUAAACUAUUGUUAUGAAAUGAAUGACUAUAUUAUGGUAGUUGACAAUAUUUUUCUGUUAUGGAUUAAUGGAUAAUAUGCUGUUGUAAAACAUCUAAAAGUAAGGUGUAUGUUUCUUUAAUCCAAUUUUUGACUUAUAUUGUGAUUUGAUAUC
Molecule: messenger RNA, 1407 nt
Organism: Cajanus cajan (pigeon pea)
Lineage: Eukaryota; Viridiplantae; Streptophyta; Magnoliopsida; Fabales; Fabaceae
Product: putative B3 domain-containing protein At5g58280
Molecular function (GO): DNA binding
Source: RefSeq, a predicted model, not a curated record